AUGGAGCUCCCGGAGGAGUCUGCUCCCGGACCGGGGGGCGCGGACGCUGCGUCCGAGCGCCGUGGACUGCGCCUGCUGCUGUCCGGCUUUCAACAGGAGCUGUGGGCGCUCCUGGUCCUGGCGGGUCCUGCGUUCUUGGCCCAGCUGAUGAUGUUCCUGAUCAGCUUCAUAAGUUCAGUGUUCUGUGGCCACCUGGGCAAGCUGGAGCUGGACGCAGUUACACUGGCAAUCGCGGUUAUCAAUGUCACUGGCAUUUCAGUGGGGCAUGGCUUGUCUUCCGCGUGUGACACCCUCAUCUCCCAGACAUUCGGGAGCCAGAACUUGAAGCACGUGGGGGUUAUCCUGCAGAGGGGGAUACUCAUCCUGCUCCUCUGCUGUUUCCCCUGCUGGGCGCUCUUCAUCAACACUGAGCACAUUCUACUGCUCUUCAAGCAGGACCCAGAUGUAUCCAGGCUCACCCAGACUUAUGUCAUGAUCUUCAUCCCAGCGCUUCCUGCAGCCUUUCUUUAUACGUUACAAGUUAAAUACUUGCUCAACCAGGGUAUUGUUCUGCCGCAGAUUGUGACUGGCAUCGCAGCCAACCUUGUCAAUGCCCUGGCCAACUAUCUGUUUCUCUAUCACCUACAUCUAGGGGUGAUGGGCUCAGCGAUAGCCAACACCAUCUCCCAGUUUGCCUUGGCCAUCCUCCUGUUUCUCUACAUCCUCUGGAGAAAACUACAUCAAGCCACCUGGGAAGGGUGGUCCUGGGAGUGUCUGUAUGACUGGGCCUCCUUCCUGCGACUGGCUGUCCCCAGCAUGCUCAUGCUGUGCAUUGAGUGGUGGGCCUAUGAGAUCGGCAGCUUCCUGAGUGGUAUCCUUGGCAUGGUGGAGCUGGGAGCCCAGUCCAUCACCUAUGAAUUGGCUAUCAUUGUGUACAUGAUCCCUGCAGGCUUCAGUGUGGCCGCCAAUGUCCGGGUGGGAAAUGCAUUGGGAGCUGGAAACAUUGAACAGGCCAAGAAGUCCUCAACAGUUUCCUUGAUAGUCACAGAGCUCUUUGCUGUGACCUUCUGUGCCCUGCUGCUAGGCUGUAAGGAUCUUGUGGGCUACAUUUUCACUACUGACCGAGAGAUCGUGGACUUGGUGGCUCAAGUGGUCCCCAUUUAUGCUGUGUCCCACCUCUUUGAAAGUCUUGCUUGUACCUGUGGUGGUGUUCUGAGGGGCACUGGAAACCAGAAGGUUGGAGCCAUUGUUAACGCCAUAGGAUAUUAUGUGAUCGGCCUCCCCAUCGGGAUUGCACUGAUGUUCGCAGCCAAGCUGGGAGUGAUAGGUCUGUGGUCAGGGAUCAUCAUCUGCUCGUUCUGUCAGGUUGCAUGUUUUCUGGUUUUUAUUGCUCGGCUCAAUUGGAAACUCGCCUGUCAACAGGCUCAAGUACAUGCCAAUUUGAAGGUGAAUGUGGCCCUGAAUGGGAAUUCUGCUGUGUCUCAGGAGCCAGCUCACUCAGUGGGUCCUGAAAGCCAAGGAGAAAUUAUGAUGAUGAAUCUGGAGAAAAAGGAUGAGACUCAGUUGGACCAGCAGACGAACCAGCAACACGUUUUGCCUGUCCACCCGAAGGACAGCAAUGAACUGUCUAGGAAACAGUUGACCCUUCGGCGAGGGCUCCUGCUCCUGGGAGGAGUUUUUUUCUUGGUGGGGGGGAUUUUAGUGAGAAUAUAUGUCAGAAUUGAGUGA
Molecule: messenger RNA, 1707 nt
Organism: Cricetulus griseus (Chinese hamster)
Lineage: Eukaryota; Metazoa; Chordata; Mammalia; Rodentia; Cricetidae
Source: RefSeq, a predicted model, not a curated record